UAUGCUUCAUCAUCUUUCAAAAUAACGAUUCACUCUAAACAAAGCAGCAAACCUAGACUCUAUCAAAUUGUUUAUUAAAGAUCUUAAGGAUGUAGCCUCUAUUGUUCCUUCUAAAUUGGAUGACACAGAUGUUAAGCUCUCUCUCUAAAUUCACUCUUUAGAGAAAAGUUGGAAAAUUGUAUGAAACUUUAAUUAUAGUUCUAGAGUUCAAAGUCAAUAUCAAAAGAGUACAAAUUCGAAACAUUCAAAUAAGCAUUUGUUUUCAUGAAUACAGUUUCACAUAUGGCCGAUUAAAUGAAUCGUAACUUUUCGUUUUUAUAUAGAUUACCCUAAAUGGAUUAAUGUUUAUAACAAACUAAAUGUAGAAAUAACCACUCAAGAUGUAAGCGGCAUUUCAAUAAAGGAUGUGCUCUUGGCUCACAUUAUGGAAUCAGCAUAUAAAGAUGUUAAUGAAUCUAAUGUGGAAAGCAUUGGUGAAUUAUGCAAGGUGUCAGCUCCUUAAUUGUUACAAAAUUGGAAUGCAAAUUACUCAUAAUAUUAGGAGAUAUUGAAAAAAAAUGUUCACAAUCUUUGA
Messenger RNA from Paramecium octaurelia, 574 nucleotides. The record is from the annotation of a GenBank genome assembly. Lineage: Eukaryota; Ciliophora; Oligohymenophorea; Peniculida; Parameciidae.